Phytophthora nicotianae INRA-310 is the source of this 903-nucleotide messenger RNA. RefSeq lists its product as hypothetical. The transcript has a single exon. The coding region runs from base 1 to 798 and encodes 265 amino acids. NCBI's taxonomy places the organism in Eukaryota, Oomycota, Peronosporomycetes, Peronosporales, Peronosporaceae. The record is from RefSeq and is a predicted model, not a curated record.
AUGUCCAUGAUGGAGUGGGAAGCGCCGAUCCCCGUGUGGAUCGAAUCUAUCAGCAUCGACAUGGACGACGAGAUGUCCGAUCUCUCAGUCUCGAUCCCCAGUCAUCCGAUCAGCCUGGAUGGCAUCGACACUUGCACCCCUGUAUCCCCCAAGACGAGCUGCUUCCUCACCUGCUUGACACCCGAUGACGAGUUCGGCACAUUGCUGGAAACCAAGCCAGACGCCGGUACUGACAUGAUGCUCGAUGUUAAGAACAUCAAGAUUGUCGCUGUGUCUCCCGUCAAGACUAAAUCCCCCACCGCAACAAGCAUCAGCCCCGUCAAGAACAAAUCCGCUGCUAAACCCACUGCUAAACCAGGCCGCCGACCCCGUCACAAGGUCGACGUGGACCCUUCAGGAAGAAAUCAGCGCCGCAAAGACAAACAACGUGGCUACGAGAAGGGCUACCGCAGUCGUGUGAAGGACAAACGCCUCAAAGACGAAGCCGAGUGGAUUCGGCUGGAGACGCAGAUCCGCAGUAUGCUAACCAAACGCACGUCUGUUGUCACGUGGGGCGGAAUUGAUGAGCUGAAGACGGAGGAAAAGCCGUCGACGGUCUGCGUCAGACAGCGAUACCUCCAGCUACUGCAAGAAGAACGAGCUCUUCAAGAGGCCGAGGUGCUGGACAGCUGCUUCUUGGCCGACAACCAAGCUCUAAUGCUGUGGGGCGGUACAACGGCGCCAAGUCGAGGGGUUCGUGAGCAGUUAAACGGCCUCCCGAGCUUGAGGCAAUGCCACACGUUUGAGUUUUCGUGGUAGCAAGACUGCAGAUCGCAUGCAGUCCAUGUAGUGCGUUCAUUGUUUUUUUAUGCCAGGAUGAAUGGCAUAGUGUAGUAAUGCGUGAUUAAUGUAUUUGAAGAGUCG